Messenger RNA from Penicillium riverlandense, 702 nucleotides. RefSeq lists its product as uncharacterized. The record is from RefSeq and is a predicted model, not a curated record. The coding region runs from base 1 to 702 and encodes 233 amino acids. The transcript has a single exon. Lineage: Eukaryota; Fungi; Ascomycota; Eurotiomycetes; Eurotiales; Aspergillaceae.
AUGAAAAUCACCAGCAAGCGGGUCAACUCUCAUCGGAAGUCGAGCUUGAUGGACAAGCUCCGGAUGGAUUCUGACCCUACUAUGGUCGUGAGCACCCAGAUCACGGCGCCCAGAGUGGUUUGUGGGAGCGGCGAGAUGGCUUUAUCGCUCCGCGUGCAACUGAUCCCUCUCAUCGGCGGGAAACCAUACAGGCUCUCCCUGCCACUACUCGCCUUGGAGCGCGUCGACAGGUACCUGACCGACACAAUGUAUUUAUGUGCGCAACACAGCGCCGGUCAUCCGGGCUAUCGAGAACGAGUACGAGUUCUCCAACAGCGCGGAGGUCGGACAUUCUCAGGCCGUCAAUCAUGUCUUCAAGCCAAUGGCCGAUGGCAAGGCAUACGAGGACAGCCGAUGCCAGGUGAGAUUCGCUAUCCUUGCUUCAUGGACCCCGACCUUCAAGACGUGAAAUCUUCGGGGAAAGUGGGUGAUAUCGGCAGAGACGGUGUUCCGAUGUCUGGGCAGCAAUGGAAGGUGAAUUGCCGCGAUCCAUUGGUCUUCGUGUCGAAGCCUAGCCAUCUCGCCGCUGCGGAGGAUCCGGACUCGAUCGCUCUAGGCAGCUCGUUCCAGAUACCGAACAAUGGUCCAAAUGGAGUCGAGCCAGCUGGUAAGUAUGUUUCCACCAAUCCGAUCGUCCAGGGACCCCAGGGCUUUGUGUGGUGA